Drosophila montana is the source of this 1826-nucleotide messenger RNA. RefSeq names its product ypsilon schachtel (gene yps). Gene Ontology annotation, biological process: regulation of gene expression. The transcript is spliced from 4 exons. Gene Ontology annotation, molecular function: nucleic acid binding. The record is from RefSeq and is a predicted model, not a curated record. Gene Ontology annotation, cellular component: nucleus. NCBI's taxonomy places the organism in Eukaryota, Metazoa, Arthropoda, Insecta, Diptera, Drosophilidae. Bases 379 to 1395 code for a protein of 338 amino acids.
AAAUUGUACAACACUAGCUAUAGCUGCCAUGUUUCACUUCCUGUGCUUGCGAACAAAAUAGAAUCGCCAAGAAAACCCUGCGAGUGAGUGUUUCAACAUCACACUCGAAAAUAACAUCAAAGUGGUAGUUGAAAGAGUGCCACUACUCGAACCGCACUUAUACCAACACCAACCAAUAAAUUGAAAGUAGCAGCCGAAAACUCAAGUCAAGAAAAAACAAAGUUGCGGCAACCACCAGCAGACGAAAGUUUUGCCGCACUCCGUCGACAAACAGCAGGAGAGGUUACUUUAUUUAUUCUUGCUUAUAUUUUUGGAAGCUCGAGUGUGUAGGUGUGUGUGCGCGUUUGAGGGAGAAGAACAACGAACGUAGCUAGAAAGAUGGCAGACUCGGAAAAACAGCAGCAGCUACCCAUUGAACAGCAGCAGCCGCUGGCCCAGGAAGAAGAGCAGGAUGAGGGGCAGCAAGCGCAGGGCAAGCCCGCGCCGCCACCAAAGGAAAUUAUUGCCACUAAAGUCACCGGCACUGUUAAAUGGUUCAACGUGAAGAGCGGCUACGGCUUCAUCAAUCGCAACGACACCAAAGAGGACGUCUUUGUGCACCAGAGUGCCAUAGCGCGCAACAAUCCUAAGAAGGCGGUGCGUUCGGUCGGCGAUGGCGAGCUUGUUGAAUUCGAUGUGGUAAUUGGCGAGAAGGGCAACGAAGCGGCCAAUGUAACUGGGCCUUCUGGUGAGCCGGUGCGAGGCAGUCAGUUUGCUGCUGACAAGCGUCGCAACUUCCGACCAUGGAUGAAGAAGAAUCGCCGUAAGCAACCAGGCGAGGGUGACAACGAAGGCGACGAACUGGCGCCGGCACAACAGCAGCAGCAACAGCAGCUCGAUGGCCAGCAGCAGCAGCAGAUGCAGUCGGGUCCACGUCAGCCACGUCAGAACUAUCGUCGCGGACCCGGCGGCGGCCCUGGUGGUCCACCCGGUGGCCCACGCGGUGCUCCACGUGGCGGAGGCCCAGGCGGACCACCCGGUGGACCCGGACAACGUCGCUUUAACAACUACUAUCCGCGCCAGACGCGCCGUGUGCUCGGAGGCGGCGAUGGCAGCGCUGAACCAGGCGUUCAUGAUCCCAAUUCAGAUGGUGUUCAGCGGGGCGGCGAUGGACAGCCGCGUCGUGGUGGCGGCGUUGGUGGACCCCAGCGACGCUUCUUCCGACGCAAUGGACCACCGCCGCGUCGUGAUGGUGGCGAGUACAUUCAGGGCGGCCAAGGACCGCCGCGUCAGCCGUUCCGUCCACGUCGCCAGAAUCGUAAACCCAAUGGACCUGGCGGCGGCGGUAUGGAGCAGCAGUCACAGCAGAACGGCGCUCAAGAGCUGCAAAAUACAACAACAGAAAGCACCGCAUAAAGAAAACUGCAGUAACAACAAAAAAAAAUAAAUAAAAACAGUCAAACAUCAGAAACUACAACAAAAAGAACAGCAAAAGCAAGCAGCAACUACUGCAUUAUACAGAAACAACAGCAACAAAUGUGCAGUAGCAUCAACAACAAGAAAAAUCAACAAGCAGAAGAUGGAGAAAAAGAAUACAUCCAUCUAUAAAUUUGUAAAUGGGCCGCCGCGUAUUUUAUGUUUUGUUUUCAUCUGGGGCAAGCGACAGGAAAACCAAAAUGUAAAAUUUACAAACGAUAAACCAAAAAAUGCAAACAAAACACUUCAAAUUCACUUCGAAUGAUAUAUUUGAUAAAACAUAUUUAUGUGUGUGCAUGGCAGAAAGUGCAUAAAUUUCAAAUUGUAUUAUAAAAUCAGCAAACACUAACAAUAAACAUCAUAAAAAUGCA